GUUUGUACGUGAAACCUCAUGUCAUGAAGCGCACUUUUCAUUUCCACAUCUCCUAAAUAGUCUGGUUUAAGUCCACUUAAAUCUACAUGUUAAACCAGUAAAUGCAACAUUUUGUUCUGUCUGCAGUUUCGGUGUGGGAAUGGAGGAGUAUAUUAAUUAGCUUGCAAAAAUAUGUGGCUGUUUGCACCUACGGGAUGUCAGUCUUGAUAAUCUCAUGGUUUGUUGGUUACAAGUAUAAUAUCACAUGUGAUGUUACUCGUAUUAAGCACAAGAACUGUCCACAAUGAGUUGGUGAUGUUCCUACUCAUGGAGUAACUGACGUUAAAGUGACCAUUUACAUUUUAGGUUUGUUUUCUCCAGGAAGUGAACGCAAAGGUUUUUUAAAUAAUUAAAUGAUUGCGGAAGACUUCGCUUGUUGUCCAGCCGCAACUUUUCACCGCGCACGAGCGCAUCGAGUUUCGAAUCUGUCACGAGCGCAGCGCUACGCAGUCGGUCACUUAAUGAGCGUCAAGGGAAACCCUGAAACCGCGCCCGACUCGACGAACCACGCGUAAAAUGAUACAACAGAGCUGAAACUACUGCCUAUAUGUUUUUAAAAGCGUUUCGCCUAUGGCAAAUAGGGAAAAGAACAAAAAGAUACUUCUAGAGUUGGCGAAGCUGUCACAAAAUUGCUGCUGUGCUGACUGUGGAGCUGCAGAUCCAGACUGGGCUUCAUACACACUGGGAAUAUUUGUGUGUCUAAACUGUUCUGGAACUCAUCGCAAUCUUCCUUCAGUAAGUCGUAUCAAGUCUAUACGCUUAGACUUCUGGGAUGAUGAGCUUGUGCAGUUCAUGAAGUCCAAUGGAAACCAUGCUGCCAAAAACUUCUAUGAGAAAUUUGUCCCAGUCUUUUAUUAUCAGCCCCAACCAGACGAUUGCGAGGUCCUCAGAGAACAAUGGAUUCGAGCCAAAUACGAAAGAAGGGAGUUUACAGAGAAAACUUCAGAAAGACCUUACACAGCAGGUGUCUAUGAGGGCAUGCUGUGGAAGAAAGGAAAGGAUAACGGACAGUUUCUCGAGAGGAAGUUUGUUCUUUCAGUGCAUGAUUUUACCCUCAAAUACUACAAGGAGGAUGAAUCUAAGGGACCGAAGGCUACUAUUUCUGUGAGGGACCUGAAUGCAACCUUCCAGCCUGAGAAGAUCGGACACGCUCAUGGCCUUCAGAUCACCUACUGUGUGGAUAAUCACACCAGAAACCUUUUUGUUUACCACAAAAAUGGACAGGAGAUUGUCAAUUGGUUUAAUGCCAUUAGAGCUAUUCGCCAUGCCUACCUGAAAACAGCCUUUCCUACAGCUAGCGAUGAAGAUCUGAUACCGUGGAUAACCAGAAACUAUUUAAAAGAGGGUUACAUGGAGAAGACUGGACCACUGCAGCGAGAGCCAUUCAAGAAAAGAUGGUUUAUUUUGGAUUCCCUGGACAGGAAACUACUCUAUUUUAAAACACAGCUGGAUGCCAUUGAGCUUGGGGUAGUUUUCAUUGGCCCAGAGAAUCACGGAUAUUCAGUGAGCGAGUGUGUCCCUAAAGGGACGAGAGGCAACAAAUGGAAGUGUGGGGUAAUUGUGGAGACGCCAGAUCGGCAGUUCGUCUUCAUGUGUGAGCAGGAGCGCGAUCGGAGAGAGUGGGUGGAGGCCCUGAAAACUGUCAUCUCCAAACCCAUGAUACCGCAAGAUUACACCACCGAAGCCAAUAUUCGUAGACGGAGGUGAAGACAUAGACUGGAUGGGACAAUAAGCUCAGACUCUGUCACUAAAUCUAUUUCAAAUGAACCCUGACAUUUGAGGUAAAUCAAGGGUUAAAACAUUUGAGUCCCAGACCUGAUUCACUCAAAGGCAACUGUGGAAGAAUGUGAUUUUUUGGGGGCAUUGUUUCUAGCAAGCAGUUUAAAAAAAUUCUCACUUGGUGCAUUUUGGGAUGUGAAACCAAUCUGAGAAGACUACAGGAGGUCAGACGAGGAUAGACUGACUGGUUGAGCAAGACAAGAAUCUCGUCUUAGUGAGAACGGAAUUAGAUUCACCUGUAAUUGUGAAUCCACAUGCAGGAGCUCGAGGACCAAAUCGAAACUAAAAAUAAGGAAUUAUGGUUGUACAGAAAUGGAGAGAUGCAAAUGACAUUUCAUGAAAUGUGCGAUGAAAAUGCUAAUCAUAGAACACCGAGGUUUCAUAAACUGACAUUUGGCCAGUUUUUGUGUCUUCUGAAUAAUAAUCAUAAUAGACGACUGAACAAAGCUGACUUAUUUUGAUGUUCACAAUUCUUCAAAUUAGUUUAUAUUAAAAUCUAUUUUCAAACCACAUAAUCCAUUAAUAGUUUGUGAUACCCAUAUUUUCUUUGGUUCUUUUUGUUGCUAGCAUGGUGCACGUCAUUUUCUUCACUGACUGAUAACUUUAGCAUUAUGUUCAUAUUGCUAUAUUAUACUAUUAGACAAUAAUAAAGUUUUGCAGGCUGGGAGACCAUCUUAAAGGGGUCGUAUGAUGUGGCUAAAAAUAACAUUAUUUUGUGUAUUUGGAGUAAUGCAAUGUGUUUAUGCAGUUCAAGGUUAAGAAACACAUUAUUUUCCACAUACUGUACAUUAUUGUUUCUUCUCUAUGCACUGCCUUCUGAAACACGUUGAUUUUUACAAAGCUCAUCGCUCUGAAAAGCGAUGUGUGCUCUGAUUGGCCAGUUAUCCAGUGUGUUGUGAUUGGCUGAAUAUCUCAAGCGUGUGACAGAAAUGUUAUGCCCCUUAACAUACUGUGAUGCCUGUGUCCCAACACCACAAGACAAAGCAAAUGAGGCAUUUGUUGCAUCCAGUGGGGACAUGGUGGUGGCGGCAACAGUGAGAAUAAAAGUUACGCCUUCUUUCAUUGCAUGAAUAUUUGGGCGGUGUUAUGCAAAUCUUCCCACAUUGUGACAUAGAUAUGUGGGGGUGUGUUAGAACAAGCUGUUUUAGGAGGCCAUGGUUGACUCUUAACUUUUAUAAAGAUUAUCUCUUUGAAGUUUGUAAUUAAAUACAAAAUCAGUCGUAUUAAAAAUAUUUUAUGGAAUGACAUCCAUAUCUGGUUCUUAGUAAAAAGACAGAUUUUGUAACUUAAUUUGCCCAUUAGCCUAGAUCAACUAACAGAGUCUUUUAAGUUGCAAAAUGCAUUAACUUACACAUAUUUUAGAAUCAAGAUACAGUAUUUCAUGAUAUACUUAACACGUUUGGGAAUAUUGAAAAAAAUAAUAAUAAUUUUCAUUGAUGACACAUUUCUGUUUCUGUCAAGUAUGUAUUUACAUUGCAGAGAUAAUUUGUAGGCUUUAAUAAUUUAAAUUUCUUCAUGUGUUUAAUAUUUGUCUUGUUUCCAUUAGUUUGCCUGAAUGUUUUGUCAAAUAUACUUUAUUAAAAAACUAACAUUGUUAUAAAA
Molecule: messenger RNA, 3420 nt
Organism: Carassius gibelio (silver crucian carp)
Lineage: Eukaryota; Metazoa; Chordata; Actinopteri; Cypriniformes; Cyprinidae
Product: arf-GAP with dual PH domain-containing protein 1
Exons: 11
Coding region: 610-1746 (378 amino acids)
Biological process (GO): positive regulation of GTPase activity
Cellular component (GO): intracellular membrane-bounded organelle; plasma membrane
Molecular function (GO): GTPase activator activity; phosphatidylinositol bisphosphate binding
Source: RefSeq, a predicted model, not a curated record